Messenger RNA from Monascus purpureus, 2049 nucleotides. Lineage: Eukaryota; Fungi; Ascomycota; Eurotiomycetes; Eurotiales; Aspergillaceae. The record is from the annotation of a GenBank genome assembly.
UGUGCGUGCAUUAUGGCCUUGGGGCUUUCUUCACUAUUAGCUUAUUCCAGACUAUACGGCCACGUAUAGCGACUUUUUUUUUUCUUAUUUUAGUCAAUCGUCCGGUUCCCAACCUGCGUCGCGAUGCACCACUCCCAGCUGGCCCCUCUGCCGGACGACCUACCCUUCCGCAUCGUGUCGCAGACAAUCGGGCAGGGUGCGUACGCGUGUAUCAAAAAGGCCUGCCCAACCCAGUCCGAUAGCCCUAUUUUCGCUGUCAAAUUCAUCAACAAAGAGUAUGCCUCUCGCCAUGGCAAGAUCAGUCCCCGACAGUUGCAGAUGGAAGCAACUGUACACAAGCAUGUCAGCGGUCACAACAAUAUAAUAACCUUCUUCCAGACCGGGGAAGAUGUCAACUGGCGAUGGAUAGCGAUGGAACUCGCAGAUGGCGGCGAUCUCUUCGACAAAAUCGAGGCAGACGAGGGCGUCGGUGAAGAUAUUGCCCAUGUUUACUUCUCGCAGCUCGUCAGUGCGAUUAGUUAUAUGCACUCUAAGGGCGUUGGCCACCGAGAUAUCAAGCCAGAGAACAUGUUAUUAUCUGCGGACGGGAAUCUGAAGAUUGCGGAUUUCGGCCUUGCAACUCUAUUUGAGUACAAGGGAGAGACAAAACUGGCUACUACGUUUUGUGGCAGUCCCCCUUAUAUUGCUCCAGAAGUCAUUUCAUGUAGCUCCCGGGGCCCAAUAAAAGGUAAAGGCUACCGUCCGGAUCUGGUCGAUGUAUGGUCGUGUGGGAUCGUACUCUUCGUACUGCUCGCCGGCAACACCCCGUGGGACAGUCCAACGGACGAUAGCUACGAGUUCCACGAAUACAUUGCGACGAACGCGCGAACUACCGAUGAGUUAUGGCAAAAGUUGCCAGCUGCCACAGUGUCCUUGAUACGAGGCAUGCUGAAAGUAGACCACACGAAGCGUUUCACGCUUGAGGACGUGCGAAGACAUCCUUGGUUUACCCGUCAAAACAAAUAUCUAUCGCCUGAUGGCAGGUUGAGAGACCCGAUAAAUCUAGCAACCACCAUGUUCGAAUCGCUUCACAUCGAUUUCUCAAAGGACCCUCUCUCUUCUUCUCCAGGUGGCAUCAGUCGGGUUACCGACAUAAUGGAAGUAGAUGGUGAACCCGAUGCGGGUACCACUAGACUCUCUUCCACUCAACCAGAGGUACCGGUAGGGGACAUGCUAGUAGAGUGGGAUACACCUCACCAUCUGAUCAGUGAUGCCUUCUCGUCUACUCAACCGACAUCCAACCCCUUUUUAGCCUCCGUGACAGGCUGCCUCGAAGAUGAACCGUCCAUGUCUCAAUUCUCUCCUUGCCCUUCUGUGCCGUUAAGCCGAACACAGAAGGCGCAGAAAUUCUUCGAUAUCGUUCCAUCCCGUCCUAUGACACGCUUCUUUUCGACUUGGGAACUCAAACUGUUGGUGCCUCUUAUCUGCGAAGCCCUACAUCGACUUGGGGUUCCCGUGCCUGCAAUCCCGGCUGUGUCCGCGGGAGACACCUCGGCGGCAAUCCGAGUAGUUACAAGAGAUGGAAGGAUGUGCAUGCUCCAAGGGAAAGUCAUCAUGGAGUGUGUCUCUGAUGGCCUUUAUGAAAUUGAGUUUCUGAAGGCCAAGGGCGAUCCUCUGGAAUGGAGGCGCUUCUUUAAGAAAGUGGCCAUUCUUUGCAAGGAUGCCGUGUACAAACUGGACUCCUAGGUCUGUUGAACGGUUCUAUGCAGAUGCUCCCUCCUAUUAUGGCUUUGCAGGCCAUGUAUUUCACCUCCAUUUCUUUUUGACCAUUCUUCACUUUCCCCGCUUUAAUGUAAGGAUUAUUACACUGAUGGACAUAUGAACUACUGAUGAUCGAGAAAGCGCCAUGGAUAUACAGAUGAAUAAUGUUAUUAUGAUUUUGACUGGGCCGCAUUUUCUAUACAAGGGGGUUCACAGUUCACACAGUUGGACAGGGGCGAUUCAGGCCGCGAUCUGCCACAAUAACAAUAAUCCCGCUGCAUAACUUGAGUAGCAAAUGCCGGACCGCUU